Rubroshorea leprosula is the source of this 688-nucleotide messenger RNA. The record is from the annotation of a GenBank genome assembly. NCBI's taxonomy places the organism in Eukaryota, Viridiplantae, Streptophyta, Magnoliopsida, Malvales, Dipterocarpaceae.
CACCUGACAUUCUAAUAGUAUUGUUCUUAUCAUAGAGAACAAUUUGACUCGGAAAACGACAAGCUGAAGCAGCAGCUGCGCACUGGUUAAGCAGCUUUUUGAGCUGAAACAUAUUUUCAAUUUCUUCGAUCCUUUUUUCAAUGGGUUUGGGAGCUUUGAUUUUUCAAAUUUCUCUUUCCGGAAGCUGAUUUUGGAGAUUUUAUGUUCUGGGUAUCUUGAGAAGCAAUGAGGAGGAGCGGUAACGCCGAAGAGUCUGUGACGGCGCUGCGGAAUCCUAGUCCUAAGAAGUCGGAGAGGCCACCGCUGCUGAAGAAGUCGAGAACCAUAGCAUCGGACGGCGAAUGUUCCACACCACACUUCCCUGGUCCCCUGUUCACCGCCGUUCGUCGUAUCUCUUCAAUUGCUUUUAAGAAUUCAAGUUUUCUUUCUCAACCUUUGUUUUGAGACAAUUUUAUGCUAGUUUCUCAUAAGUAAUUGAUUACAGAUGCUGCAUUACUUUCUAAGCUUAUAUGAAGGGGUAGGAUUUUGUUGAAAUGUUUUUAAUUUCCCCUAAGCCAUACUAGGGUUCGCCUAUACUGCUUAGGACAAAGCAUUUAGACAAUGUGUACAUUUAUGAUAGGACUGUAUCAACAAGCAGAGCUAACUUCAGUUGGGUUUAUCAUCAGGCAAAUAACUUUUCUCCCUUUUG